This is a messenger RNA of Saprolegnia parasitica CBS 223.65, 2667 nucleotides long. Its product is annotated as TKL protein kinase. The transcript has 19 exons. Gene Ontology annotation, molecular function: protein binding; ATP binding; protein kinase activity. Gene Ontology annotation, biological process: protein phosphorylation. Bases 1 to 2667 code for a protein of 888 amino acids. The record is from RefSeq and is a predicted model, not a curated record. Gene Ontology annotation, cellular component: cytoplasm. NCBI's taxonomy places the organism in Eukaryota, Oomycota, Saprolegniomycetes, Saprolegniales, Saprolegniaceae.
AUGUUUGGGCGGCGGCAGACGACGGAGACGACGGAGACGACGGAGACGACGGAGACGAAGGAGCAGAAGGAGCAGAGGGAGGAUGCGCUUCUCGACGCUGCACUAUAUGACAGGUUGGCUGUCGUCAUAUCCGCUCUCCGUGACGGCGUCGACGUCAACUGCAAAGACUGCUUUGGUCGGACACCACUGCACAAAGCUGCUCUCUGUGGUCAUUCGGAGAUCGUCCGUAUCUUGCUUGACCACCGUGCCAAAGUCAAUGCCAGAGAUAGAUAUCUCAGCACGCCACUGCACUUGGCCUCGCAAUGCAAUCACGUGGAGAUCGUUCGCCUUCUCUUGGCCCACGGCGCCGAUCUCGAUGCUACAGACAUAUAUGGUGAGACGGUGCUGCAUCUUGCGGCUUAUAAAGACCACACGGCGGUGGUCCAAACGCUGCUGGAAAGCGACAAGUCGCUGCUGCGUCGUCGCGACUCGAAGGGCAACACGGCACUGCAUGCGGCAGCUGCAAAGGGCCACGAGCAGACCGUCACGACGAUUCUCCAAUUCAUUGAGAACGAUAGCUGCAUCGACGCCACCAACCACGCUGGCGAAUCCGCCCUUUUUGUCGCUGCUGCCAAUGGUCAUGUCGACAUUGUCAAGGCCCUUGUACACGCCAACGCCAGGACCCACCGCGUUUCCAACGAUGGGUCGACCUUGCUGCACGCGGCCGGUCUGGGCGGAGACUCCGAUGCUCUUUGUUAUGCCCUAUCAAAGUGCGGCGAUGCCUUGGAGACACGUGACGAGAUGGGGCGCACGCCGCUGUACGUCGCGGCCGAGAAGGGCCAUGGCGGUGCCGUCACGGCCUUUCUCGAAGCCCAAGCCGACCUCUUUGCAAUCAACAAGGUCGACAAGACGACCGUGCUCAUGGCGGCGGCCACCAACAACCACGGCAACGUCGUCAACGUCCUUCUCCGUCAACUCGUUCCGACAAUGACGGCGGUCGAUACUGCGUCGUACAGAGCCUUGAUGACGCAUCACAAGCAUUUGGCUGCGGCGCAAGUGCAUCUCGGCCAGCGCAACGCGAUGCGCAAAACAGCAAUCGAGAUUGCCUCCAGUGCCACAAAGCAGCUCAUCGAAAAUCGUGUGACAUCCUUGCAAGCCGACCUCGAUCGCACUCACCUCGCCAUCCAAGCCAAGGAAGCGGCGCUGGCCAAGGCCAUGCAAACCCAAGAGUGGACGAUGACCAAGCAAUUGCUGCGAGAAGGCGUCCCCGUCACCUCUCUCGACCGUGUCGGUGAUAUCGUGAACGCGGGUGACGCAGAGCUGCUGCUCACACUCGUGCGUGCGAUCAUGGAAGCAGACAAUAUGAUGUUACUUCAAACGCUUAUCCGAACUCCAGAAUUGUCAAAGCCGGCCCGUAACCAGCUGGCGCAAGAUGCGCUCGUGACGGCGGUAACGAGCGGCAAGACGCUGUCUGCGAUGAACCUUCUCCGCAUGGCCAACGUGAACCUCAAUCUCGUCACGACGGAGGGGCCGUCGCCGUUGCAUCUAGCGGCCAAGAUUGGCUCGGACCGCGUACUGAGCAUGCUCCUGGCAGCGUCGCGCGAAGACGUCGACACGAUCAACGAGGGCAACACGGCGCUGGCCAUUGCAGUCCACAAAGGUCACGUCGACGCUACCAAGGUGCUUGUAAGCGCCGGUGCGAAUCCAUCGUUCGUGCUGCCGUCUGGCUACACCGUGUUGGCCACGGCCGUGCGACGUGGGCACCAGGAGCUGGCCCAGCUUCUUCACGAUGGCAUCUACACGACCGUCCCAACCGUUACCGCGGCCGCUUUUUCGGGACUGGAGCGUUUACCGGACGGUGGGUUUGGCGCCAUCGAGAAGGUCAAAUGGAGCAACAAAUGCAAUGAUGACGUUCUCAUCCGCAAGCGGCCUCUCCACGGCUAUCGAUCGGCCAUAAAAUCGUUCCGCAGCGAAAUCCAGUUGAUGCAGUCGUGUUGGUCGCCGUACUUGCUGCCGGCGCUGGCCAUCGUCGACAACCCGACGGACGGCGUCCAAGUGGUGACUCCAUACAUGAGCGACGGCGACCUCUUCCACUACCUCGAGAAACAGCGAACAUCCACGCCCAACGACAGCAGCGACUCGAACGUGGAAUUCUCGAUCGUCCAUGUCGCCUGGGUCAUCGCCAACGGGCUUGCGUACUUGCACGCGAAGAACAUCAUCCACCGCGACCUCAAGAGCUUGAACGUCUUUCUCUGCGCCAAGCACGGAGUUGUCCUCGGCGAUUUUGGCAUCGCGCGGUCCAUUGAAGACAACAUGACGGCGGGCGCAGGCACGGACGUUUGGAUGGCCCCCGAAGUGCUCCGAGAAGAGGAUGAGGGAGACCGGGUGUACGAUGCGUCGGCCGACGUUUACUCGUUUGGUGUGAUUUUGACCGAGCUCGACACGGGCCGCGAGCCAUAUGCGGACUCGACCCUCAAGCGAUUUGAGAUUUUGACCCAGGUCCGCACGAACAAAUUGCGUCCGACCAUGUCCGACAGCUGUCCGCAGUGGCUUGCCGACCUCGCGGCCGCGUGCUUGUCGUUUGAUCCGUUGCAGCGGCCGACGGCAGACGAGAUUGUGGCCAUUCUCGCGCCGCACCUCGACGACGACCGCAAGGCUGGCGACGGGCGCCUGGUCCCUGCGCCGUAG